Molecule: messenger RNA, 213 nt
Organism: Mesorhabditis belari
Lineage: Eukaryota; Metazoa; Nematoda; Chromadorea; Rhabditida; Rhabditidae
Source: the annotation of a GenBank genome assembly
AUGCUCACAAUUUCGCUAAUUUGGCAGGCGGUUCUCCCAUUGCUUGUCUUUUAUUUCCCCUCAACAUUGGGGUUGGACAACCGGAGCCGAUAUAAUGCUGACUUUGAAAACGGAACUUCAAUUAUUCACUUUCCUUUAUUUGGUGGCACGACUUCUUCAGCUCUUCUGACUUGGUUGAUGCCUCCACUACCCGAUUGUGGAUAUUUUGCAUGG